Molecule: messenger RNA, 1457 nt
Organism: Paramecium sonneborni
Lineage: Eukaryota; Ciliophora; Oligohymenophorea; Peniculida; Parameciidae
Source: the annotation of a GenBank genome assembly
AUGAAUCCAGAUCCAGAUGAAAAGGAUAUGAUAGGAGAUCUUUUAGAUGGUAUCUUCAUUUUCUUUUUGAAUUUUAGAUAGUUUUGAAAAUGUAACCAAAAUCAAAAAAACAUAUUCUCCAAAUAGACCUUCUACUUUUCAAAUUAAUUAGACAUAUAAUUAAUCUCCAAUAUAUUGUCCUAAAGUCUAUUCUCCUCAAAUGCAAUAAAAAUCAAAGUUUUAAAUUUUACUAAUUAAGUUCUUAUGAUUUAGAUCUCAGACUCACUAAAGUUCCAGUUGAAUAAAGUGCUCCAAAUUCAGGAUUAAAAUCAAAAUCUUAUGUUUGCAUAAAUCAGUUUAAUCCAGAUGAUGAAACCUCCUUAGAAGGAGAUUUAGUAUCAAAUUUCAAUACUAUUUAAGAUAUCUAAAUGUAAAGAUUAAAAUGGAGCUAGAAACAUUCAAAAAGCCUUUGAAGUAGGCUCCUAAGCAAUUAAAGAAUAAAUUUUUAAUAAGCUAGAAAAAGGGCUUUUAUCUCUUUCAAAAGAUGUAUUUGGGAAUUAUGUCAUUUAAAAUCUUCUUGAAUUUGGUAUUUUACAAUAUAUCAUCAUUAGGAACUUCAUUACAAAAAUAAAAAAUACUCAUAAUUCUAUAAACUCACUCCUUAUAAUUAGCUUUUCAUUAAUAUGGAUGCAGAGUAUUAUAAAAAUUACUCUAAAAUACAUAUAACACUCCUGAUUUUCCAAUUUUAUUUGAUACUAUCAAAUUUAAAGUUAGAGAUUUAGUUAUUGAUUAACAUGGCAAUCAUGUUGUUUAGAAAUUAAUCUAAUUAAUGGAAAACAAUAUCAGCUUAUGGGUUUUAGAUGGAAUUGAAGGAUAAAUCAAUAAACUUGUCUAGAACUCAUUUGGUUGUAGAAUUAUAUAAAAAGCUGUUUCUAUUUCUAACAAUUAUCCAGAAAGAUAAAAUUAGAUUUUAAUUGAAAUAAUGAACCUAGUUUAUGAACUUUGUAUUUCCCAAUAUGGCAACUACAUAAUUCAACAGUUGUUGAAGGAUGGACCAAUUCAUAUCUAAAAUUAGAUUUAAUAAGUUAUUAUGGAAAAACUAGAAGAAUAUAGUCUAAAUAAAUUUGGAAGGUAAAUUUUAAAAUUAAUCUUAGUAAUGUAGUUGAUUGUGCAAUUUAAUACUCUAAUAAUUAAUUUAAACUUAAAAUUAUGGAACUUUUAUUAAGUUAAAAAAAUUAAUAAGUUUUAUUUGUUAGAUUAUCUACAAAUGCUUAUGGUAAUUAUGUUGUUUAAAAUUUUCUUAAAUUUGCAGAUUCAGAAAUAUAAAAAGAACUUUAUUUUAAAAUUACUAAUAAUUAAUAGCUCUUAUAAGAAAUUUAGUAAUAUAAAUUUGGUAAAUAAUAAAUAAACUUUAAUUAGGCCAAUUCGUUUAUUAGAUGUUGACUUAAAAAUAAGAAUUAGAAACCUUUAAUUUAUGA